Messenger RNA from Suillus plorans, 1105 nucleotides. RefSeq lists its product as uncharacterized. The record is from RefSeq and is a predicted model, not a curated record. The transcript has 2 exons. Lineage: Eukaryota; Fungi; Basidiomycota; Agaricomycetes; Boletales; Suillaceae. Bases 196 to 870 code for a protein of 224 amino acids.
UCAAAAGACUACGGACACAAAACAUACUGGCCAGGAAUAAACGAAUUGGAGGCUGGCGCUGGCGGCGUCAUGUGAUAAGAUUGAGUUCGGUUGACGAGCCAUUGAAACAAAGUAUACUGAGUCGGCACGAAAGCUCAUUUUGUCCAGUACUCAUAACCAUUCCGCCUACGUGCCUGCCGAGCAGAACCCCUUGCAAUGCUGAAUACCAUUUAUAAUAUUGGAAUUCUGAAUAAGCGGCGCAUGGUUGACAUGAGGUAUGGGUUACUUACUGUUCGAUGCAUGCGUACCGCAACACUGAGGGUUUGCUUUUCAAAAUGGUGCAGAGAUCAGGCUUCCAGAAAGAAAACAGAUACAGGAUCGGGCAGUCCUCAAGACGUCGCCGAACGCAAAUGGGACCAAGUCGUCAUGUUUUUAUUCCUCUGCGCUCUCUUCCCCUUCCUUCAUGCACUUCUCGGUAUAGGGGGAGAAGCCGAGCAACAUGUGAACCGCCCAGCGAAAGCAACUGGCGAGCCUCCAAAUAACUCUCAAGGGAAUGACACAGGAAAAGCCGCCGCUCUCUUCAGAAACCAGCUGCUUGCGAGUGACGCAGAUCCGGGCUACCCAGUCGAGAAUUCUGAGCACAUCGCGUACCUCACACGCGCGCCCAUUGCAUUGGCACCACAAGAUGCAUUCCCUGAUCCGACCUCUCCAAUUACCCACUCAGACGUGACCCCUGCAGUGCCUUUAACGUCCGCAUUCGCGCAGACACCUGAACCUCGUGCUCCGGUCUGGUUUCAGGGAGACAAGUGGGAUGACAUGCCCGGGCCGUAUGACCCAUUCUAUCUUGAAUUCAACGGCAUGCCUUGGAGUACACCGACAAAAGCAAUCUAGACGGUCGCAGCACAAAGGACUCGGAGCAUCAGGCGAAAAGCAGAGGAAGUUCAGGAGGUGUCAAGAAAAUGUUGGCGGGUCCCAGAUAUCCAAGAUGGCACCAGACUCGAUCAACGAGUGUGCACUUGUUUCGAUUAUUUCGUCUUCCACGUACUUUUUUGUAUUUAAAAUGUUCUGUCCGCGGUACGCUGUACGUGUCGAUUGUCUAUUGUCAAUAUUUGGGUUAACAAAAUGA